AUGUUGGAACAGUUCUGGGUGUUCGCCAAAGCGGCCGAGACUGUCUUUUCGGAGCCGCUCGGCUACCAGAUGGGUUUGGGUCGAUGCGAGAAAGUUCAUCGCUCAAUUUCAUGGGCAAAGCGGCGCAAGGCUAUCGCCGGAUGUGCAGGCUCCCGUGCAAAGCCGCUCUCCACCGUGGACAACGAGAUCCUUUCGGCAGAGGAGCGGGCUCGUCUCCAGUGGGUGUCCUUUCGGACAAACAUCGCGGUGCCAUCUAUCGACACCGCUCCCCUCAAGGCGCUCGGGAAGGAAGUCUUCACACAACGGGGCAAGCCGCUCAAAGAAGCAGAUCCAAUUCUCAUCGAGCUCGUGAUGGCAAUGGAGAAAGUUGCCGACGAUCAGAUGCCGAACCCUACUCGGAUCUUCCUAUGGUGGACGUUAUGCAUGAUCUUCGCAUCCCUGAGGUUCGAUGAUGCUAUCCAUGUCAAGCCGCACGAGCUCGAGGUGAAGCCUGAGGGUCUGUUCGGCGUCUCUUGGCAAACCAAGAGUGAACGCAAAAGACGGGGAACUAAGUUCGUGGUCCCCGACGUUUCGUUCUCGAAGCACUCUUGGUUCAAGUCCGGCCUUGACCUCUUCGAGCUGGAGUUCGCUCUCGUAGAGCGCGAUUUUUGGAUACCAGAUCUGGAGUCGAAGACGCAGUGGCGAACGACUCCGCCGGACUAUGCGCGAUCGCUGCAAUGGCUGCACCAUUUGGUCUGGCACGCGGGCAAAGAAGCGGGUGCCAGUCAAGAAGCUCUGCAAAAGGUAACAGCUCUUACAUGGCACUCGGCCCGGGUUACCGUGCUCGAUCAGGCAGUUCACUGUAAGCGCGCCCAGCAAGCGAUCGGGGUGCAAGCGAGCUGGAAAAAUCCAGGUCCGCUCGUGCUCAAGUACACCCGAUCGCGCUCCUCUCUGCCUGCUCUCAUGAUCAAAGAUCUGGUCUCCGAGGUCUCAAAGGAAUAUGAGCCCGAAUGCGCUCGCGAAGACGACGCUAUCGACGACCCCGAGGAUCACGGCGACUGUCUGACGGAGUUCUUCAUUAAAGAGAUCGCUUGUAAGCGCGAGAUCACCUCAGAGUUCGUGCAUAUAGGGUCGGUUCUUCCUGACCCGAAGUGUUCGCUGAAUCGCUCGCGUUUCGGCUCACUUUUAGACAAGAUCCCAGAACUCGCGCUGCGGCAGAUCUUCGGUCGACAGAAGCUGCCUGAGGACCUAUGUCUGCUGCUCGCCGACAAAGGCAUGCUCUCGGUCGAGCGGGUGGCUAUGUUGCUCGCGGCAAUCUGGAAGUCAUCUUCCACGUUACAAGAACAUGUCGCCACUCGGCGGGCGAAGAUGGAGGAAGAUCCCUCCAAGAUCCCGGAGAUCCCUGGAGAAGAUCACCCGGAGUUUCGGGAGAUCUUCGUAAACCAGCACCCUGACGUGAUUCUCACUUAUAUGCGCGAGCCGCACCGGAAGUUCGUCGAGCGCACCCAUCGUGACUACAUGGUCCACGGGGCGGUCGCCUUCUACGAGGUCACAGAGAUGCGCUCUCGAUCUGAUCAGAUCGUAUCAACUUCCGGGCUCUCCAAAACCUCCGAUGAUCUGCUCAGGGUCGUCCAGCAUGACAACAAAAUCUCUGCUACAUCCGAGGGCAGUGUGAUGGAUCGACUUCAUGCUUUUUUCGUGGUCUAUAAGCUCUCGAAUGGCAAACGGAAGGACUUCCCUACCUUCUCGUCAGCUCUCAAGGAAGUUCUCAAGAACCACAAGCAGCUCUGGAACGCGCGCGAGCUCGCCAAAGACAAGGACAAAGAUAAGUCAGGCAAGCCGUCAGGAGGCGCUAAGCUCACAGCUCGUGCCGAUCGUGACCCUCGCAUCCCCGAGAAGGCCCUGGGCGACACGCUCCACAGACCGCCGGGGGACUUCUCCCCUGAACAGGCAAAGUCGUCUCAGACAACUUUGUCGGCGACGACAUGUGAAGCUCCUUUUCAGAAGCUGAGUUCGGCUGCUCUUUGCUCAACCCCUCCGUCGUCUGCCUGGUCGCAAGUGCCUACGGAUCCAUAUCUGGUGCGAGAUCUCGGCCCUUGGUGCCUGGAGCUCUUCGCUGGCAGCGGCGUCUUCACUGCUCACCUACGCCAACGAGGUCUUCGGGUUCUACCGCCGAUCGACGUCCUGCAGUCUUCGGAAGUCACUGAGCAACGAGAUCUCCUGGACGGCGACUUUUUCGAGCAACUGUUGCUAUUGGCGCGCAUGGGCGCGAUCGGCUUUCUGCACGUGGGCCUGCCUUGCUCUACGUUCAGUCAGGCUCGUCAACGUCCCGGUGGUCCGCGGCCGUUGCGCUCCCGAUUAAUGCCGCUCGGUCUGGAGCACAGAUCUGCUGCGGAAGAGGAUCAACUUUUCGCGGCCAAUGAGCUCUUGAAUCGAUCCCUGCUGCUCAUGCACUCAGUGAUCAACUCAGGGGGCGACUUCUCUCUCGAGAACCCCCUUAGCAGUCUCCUUUGGCAAGUCCCCGCAGUUCAACAACUUAAAGUUCGACACCGCCUGUACAACGUGGAUUUUGAUCAGUGCGAGUUCGGUGCCACUUCCAAAAAGGCCACACCUCUCUUGGUCAGCAAUGCGCUUUUUCUACAGCUCUCGCGCACAUGUUCAGGUGAUCAUCUGCACGUUCUGCUCAAGGGUAAGGUUCGUGGUUCCGAUGGCCACCUCAUCUUUGCGACCAAGCCGGCGCAGAUCUAUCCUGUCGGUCUUGCGCUCGCGUGGUCCGCAGUGGUGGAGCAGAUCCUCCAAGGGACUUUGCCGCAGUUCGCGCGGUCUUUCGACUUGGUCACCGAGCCCGCUGAUCGGAAGCGGAAGAUUGGUGAGUCUGUUCCUUGGCAAGGUCACAGACAGGAGCAAGCUGCUCGCCUUGCAGCCGCCAGUGGCUACCAGCUCAAGCGAGGCGCAGCCAAGCCGCUCCUCGAGAUCGAGUCUGAACCAGGCGUAGCUAUUCGCUGGACUCUUCAGAUCACACAUCCGUUCACAGUCCAGCCGGAGAUCCCUGCCGAGAUCUCCGACAACAUCAACGCCAUCUCGUCUGCGCCCUUACCUCUCGUGGAUAGGCGCUUGCGAGAUCUGCAGUACUGGAAGGAUCGCGCCGCAGCUUUUGUGCCGGAAACUGAUCAGGAGCUCCGCCCGAUCCCCGAUGCUGCUCUGCGCCGUCUUCUUCGAGGGAGGCCAGAUUAUGCCGAUCUGCAGAUGGGGUCCUUUACCCAUGUCAAGCUCUAUGACGAGUUGCUCGAAGCCUCCGGCUGCGCUGGCGCUGACCGUUCUCUUGCGCACGGUCUGCGCACUGGGUUCCCGAUUCCGAUCGUUGGGCCUAUCCAGCGAUCUGGACGAUGGCCUGAGUACCCGAAACGUCAAGAUCCCGUUAAGGUCUCUGAGGCGGAAUCUCGGGCCUGGGAAUUUCGCAGAAAGAUCUUUCGAAGAUGUAGUGCCGUUCCGGUCUCUGACAAUUUGCGCUCGCUAUGGAAGUCUACCAUGGAGGACGUCGCGGAAGGCUCGACCGUGGGUCCUUUUCAGAGCGAAGAGGAGGUGACUCAGUUUCUGGGCUGUGACGAUUGGAUCCCGACGCAGAGGUUCGAGGUCGUUCAGAAGAAUAAGGUCCGAGGCUGUGAUAGCGCCACCUCCAACUUGAUCAACAAGACGGCGGUGAUCACCGAAAAGCUGCAGCUACCGUCUACGGAUCUCAAUGUCGCAGUUCUUCGCGAGCUCAGGACUAGGGCUGGAGAUCGUCGUCUUCAAGGCUGGGUGCUCGACGAGAGGAAAGCCUAUCGACAGCUGCCGAUCUUGCCGCAACACCGCAAGUUCAGCGUGAUGUGCCUGAAGGAUCCCGAUGACGAUCGUCCCAAGUACUUUGUCAUGAUCGGCCACUCCUUUGGUUUGGUCUCUGCGGUCUACAACUAUAACCGUCGCUCGGCCGCUCUGAAUGAUAUCUUUACCCGUUUGUUCAGGAUGGUGUCGUUCAAUUUCUAUGACGACAAGUACGGGUUCGAGACCGAACUCACCGCUCCUUCGGCGAAGUUCGUUGCCGAAACCAUUCAUUGGCUCCUGGGCCCGUCUUUCGACCAGAAGAAGCUUCAGGUCUCGUUUCUCCCGGUGGUUCUGGGGGUUACCUUCAACCUCGAGGACUUUCUCCUUGAGAUCAAGGAGGAAAGGAAGGCCGAGCUCGUUGAACCGAUCGACGCGAUCUUGGACUCCGGCACUUUAGAUCCCGGAACGGCCGGCACAUGUUCGGAUCAAGCCAGCUCUGGGGCAAAGUCGGUCGAGCUUUCUUCCGUCCCCCUCUCGGAGAGGCAGUACUCUAAGGAUCUCAGUGGCGAUCGCAUGGACCUCAAUGAGGCGUUGAAGCGUUCGCUGAUCUACUGGCGGGGCCUCAUUGAGUUCGGCCCACCCAAGGAGAUCUCUUUACGGGCUUCCAAGAGGUCGGAUAUAGUGAUCUUCACGGAUGGCUUUACUCCUGAUCAGAGGAAAGCUGAAUGCGGUCCUGAUCGGAUCGGAGCCGUGAUGUUCGAUAGGAGGGGUCUCGCGCCGAAACAGUUCACUGAGGUGAUCCCUCGCUCGAUCUCGGAGAAGUGGAUCCCGCGGAAGACUCAGAUCGUCCCCAUCGAGAUGAUCGCUCCUAUCUUGGCUCUCGAAACUUUCCGAGAUCAUGUUCGGAACAAGGAUGUGAUUCUUCUAAUCGACUCGGAGGCUGUAGAGGCAUCCUUGGUCAAAGGAUAUUCCUCCAAAGAAGAUCUUUGCGAGCUCGUUGAACUCUUCUGGGAGCUCUUGCUCGAAUAUCGAGCCAAUUUCUUUAUUGAUCGAGUUUCAACAGAUGCCAACUUUGCCGACUGGCCGUCAAGAGAUCAUCUUGAAAUCGGUGAGUCGGCGGGCUGGGAGACGGUUUUAUGCUCGUGGCCUGCGGCUCUGGCUUGA
Symbiodinium necroappetens is the source of this 4944-nucleotide messenger RNA. Lineage: Eukaryota; Dinophyceae; Suessiales; Symbiodiniaceae. The record is from the annotation of a GenBank genome assembly.